Molecule: messenger RNA, 1480 nt
Organism: Hibiscus syriacus
Lineage: Eukaryota; Viridiplantae; Streptophyta; Magnoliopsida; Malvales; Malvaceae
Product: DNA-directed RNA polymerases I and III subunit RPAC1-like
Exons: 9
Coding region: 118-1260 (380 amino acids)
Biological process (GO): DNA-templated transcription
Cellular component (GO): RNA polymerase III complex; RNA polymerase I complex
Molecular function (GO): protein dimerization activity
Source: RefSeq, a predicted model, not a curated record
UACCUAAAACCCUCAUAAACGCUUCUGCUCACUCCCUUGUUCGUAGGUAACUAAAAACCCUCUAGCUUCAGUCCUCAUCUAAAACCCUGAAAACCAAAGAGCAAAAUCGAAACAACAAUGGCAGAGCAAGACAAGGGAAGAGGAGAAGAAAAGAAAUUUUCAGUAUGGGAUUUGCCUGACGUGCCAAUGGGUCAAUUGCCACUGCACCUUGAACUCCAACGAACUCGUGUUUUUUGCAACAAGGAUGCCCCGAUUCAUACAGAGAGCAUUCAAUAUUCCGGUGCCUAUGCAUCGAUUGGAGUUGAUAAUAGUGUACGACUUGAUAAUUUCUGCAACAACUUUAGAGUUGAGGUGAUUCAACUUAAUGAAGAUGACAUGGUGUUUGAUAUGAUUGGUAUCGAUGCAGCUACUGCCAAUUCAUUCCGGAGGAUCCUUAUAGCUGAGGUUCCGACAAUGGCAAUCGAAAAAGUUCUCAUUGCAAACAACACAUCUGUAGUCCAAGAUGAAGUUCUUGCUCAUAGGAUGGGCCUUGUUCCAAUCCGUGUUGACCCAAGGCUGUUUGAUUAUAUGUCAGAAAAUGAUCAACCAAAUGAAAAGAACACCGUUGUUUUCAAACUCCAUGUUAAUUGUAAAAAGGGUUGUCCACGUAUUACAGUUAAGUCGGAUGAAUUGAAGUGGUUGCCUAAUGGAAGUGAACUGGUUAAGGAAUCAACUGCAAAUUCAGAGUCAUCAUCAAACCCUGAAACCUACACUUACUUCAGUUGCAGCCAAGAGAGUGUUCCAGAAUUUGUCAAGAACCCCAUUGCCCCUAAUUAUCCAGAUAUUAUACUUGCUAAACUUGGUCCUGGACAGGAAAUUGAAUUGGAAGCCCAUGCUGUUAAAGGCAUUGGAAAAACACAUGCAAAGUGGUCCCCUGUGGCCACUGCUUGGUAUCGGAUGCUUCCAGAGGUUAUAUUACUGGAGGAUGUUGAAGAUGACCUCGCUGAAGAACUCAAAAGCAAAUGCCCAGUUAAUGUAUUUGACAUAGAAGAUAUUGGAAAAGGUAAGAAAAGGGCAACCGUAGCAAGGCCUCGGUCUUGCACGCUUUGCAGGGAAUGCAUAAGAGGUGAUGGGGAGAAACGAGUGGCACUACGUCGUGUUAAAAAUCAUUUCAUAUUUACCAUUGAAUCUACCGGAGCAUUACCUCCUGAAGUUCUAUUUACUGAAGCUGUGAAGAUUCUAGAAGAUAAGUGUGAACGUGUGAUAACGGAACUCUCAUGAUGUUUAUUUAUAUGGUUAGCACGGAUGAGAGAAGCAAUGAACUUUAUAGACCCUUCUCUAUUAUAAUCCAAGUAGAUUAUGGAAUGAGAGGGAAGGAUUAUUGAUGAUGAGCAUUUUAUAUUUUUUGUUCAUAAAUAUAUAUAAAAAUAUAGUUGUAAUACACGGAUCAAGUUUGACCUUGAAGUAGCAAAUUCAUCAAUGUUGCUUUUAGUGGCAUCAA